AUGUCCCACGGGCUAACUAUUGGACCGCAUCUUCUGGAAGCAGGCUCUCGUGAAGACGUCGCCAUCAAUCUCUUCGGCGACUCCUGCUCCUGCUCCCCGGCCCUGUCGAUCACGUCUACGGCUGAUGGUGAAGAAGAAGACAUCGAGUCAUCUCCGGCCCUCCCUCCGCUGCCCGCACCCGAGUUGCCAGGCCGGGUUGCGCAACUUUUGAGAACUCCGCCUUCUGAGAUUAGUGAAGAUACUCAUUUUGGCACUGCUAGCUGGGGUUCCCCUUAUCCGCGAACAGAUCAUAACCUUCGCCGGCAGAGCUUUAGCAGCGAGCCCUCGGACGACUCGCCAAUUCACCACUUGAACAUUGAGACGCCCUUCCUGCGUCCGCAGCCGGGCGAAAAUCACGACGAGCGACGACAGCCACAGGCAACUAUCAGUGCUGCCGCCGCGGUUCUUGCCAAUCGUGCCAGGAGGCAACACAGGGGCCUCACCGAGGAUUGGAUUCGCACCCACACUACUGGUGUGGUCAACGCCGAACCACGACACUGGUUCAGUGACGGAAGCGACAGCGAGCACUCUUCACUGAGCGGCUCGCAGUCGGCUUGGUUCGACGACAGCGAUCCCCGUACCCCGCGUGCUACCCAAAGACCGAAGCCUGCGUCGCGCAAGCCGUCUCCCACUCACCUCCGACGACGAUCAAGUGUUGAAACGCUGAAACCCGAAGAGCUUCCCGAGGUAGCAACGGGUAGACAACCCAGCAACAUGUCCGACGUAGAGCUGCAGAAGACCUCCCGUGAGGUCAAUCUCACACAAGAGGGUUCAUCUCCAGUUGAGCCCCGAGCUGAUAUCCCUACAGCUGAGGUUGCCGAAAAGAGCAUAAACAGCAGCGGUCACGACCCAAGUAGAGAGCCCGAGACCCCCAUCACACCCAUGAAGAACAAGGAAAAACCGUUGCCUAUGGAGCCUUUGAUGACUCCGCGAAUUAAGAAGAAGGUGCCGUGGAGAGGCAAGAAUAUCAUGGUCCUGGUUCCCCGCGACGAGCAACGUGGCUUCGCGGGAGGUGCCCCUAUGCCACUCCGACCUGAAGAAGUGGAAAGAAUGUUUUCAUCGUGGAGGGAGCUAGGUUACAGCGUGAAUGGAUUUGACCUUUUCGUGGAAGGAUAUCAACCUCUCGGCACCGAUGACUCCCAGAGCCGACAAGAUUGGCCCACGGAUAAUGACAUGGCCCGGGAGCGAUCAGAAAGAAGUUAUAAAGUCUUGUUACCAGACUUGAACGCAUGGAAAAAUUACGUUGACGAGCUUCAAGAAGCCAAGCUGCGAGCAUUGGGUGUUUCGUUCGCUGAGGAGGAGCCCCCAGAAUCUUCCGUCUCUCCACCAACGACCAACCCGUCCAGACAGGCUUCAGCGAUGUAUCCGUCUCUGCCCUUUUCUCCCCCGAUCCCCACGUCGUCAACGUCUAGCACUCACGGGCUUCCGGGUUAUCCAUUCCCUGCGCAACUCUUGCCGGCUUCUACAAGCCCCGGCGCACCGUCUGGCGCGUCCCCGGUGUCCUUUGCUCCCGGGAAGUUUAAUCCUCGCCAGUCGAUCUCUUUACCAACUGGUAAUUCACCCUUCCAGCUUGCUCAUCAGCCACAGGGCUGGUCCAACCCAGCUGGUAUUUUGCAGGGGUUGAAUCGUAAUGACUCGCCUCUUGCAAGCCUGAAUGGAAUUUUGUCUCCGCAGUCACCGUAUGGCUUCGAUGGCCUUCAACAAUCUGCAAGUCCUGUCUUCAAUCCUCACCAGCGUCACCAGUCUUUGCAAUACUUCCCUCAGCAGAUGGCAUCCAUUGCGUCCCCGCGGCUACAGGAUGUACGCGAGGAUGAUGAGGAUGAUUUGAGCAAAAGUCCCUCCAAGACCCCAGAACCUACUGCCCGCAAUAGUGGCGACACUCUGCAAGCAGAGAUUGACGACGCUGAAUAUCAUCUUGAGGAGCAACUCCGCAAUCAACUCGAACACGAGGACUACAACCCUCGGUCUACAGUGACGAAGCCCUUCGCUCCCAUGCAAGGUCUUAAUAAGCCAUCUCAUGGACUGACGAUCGCCGAGCGUUUUGCUAAUGAACCUGGCAAACCCAUGGAGCUGCACCAUCCCAGACCUCAUUCUAGAGGACACUCACUGACACAAACCUUCUUUCAAGAGCAAAUCGACGAGCAAGGCCUGGGCAAGCUGGGUUCUUUGAAGGAGCUACCAGAGACACAAAAGGAUGAGGAUGAAGCCCAAGAGAUCGAGACAAAUCCCAGUGAUUUGGGAACCCCUGUACAGGACUUUACUUUCUCUGCCGCCUUUGGACAACACCAAAAGACGUUUUCUACUGUCAGUAACCCAUGGCAGGAUCAAGACUCCGGUGCUGCUAGCACCAGACGAUCCAGCCACGGUAGCAAGCCAUCUUUAUCGAAACUCAACGUCCAGGCGCCUGAAUUCAAGUUCAACCCUGAAAGCACCUUUACUCCGGGUGGCAUGUACAAUUUCACAGGUGGCUUCCAGCCGGCAGCCUUCCAGUCAGGUGUUAAGGAGGUCCCUACGUCUCUGGAACCAAUCAACCCUGUCCCACAGUUCGGCACAUCCAAGAUGCAUGCCAGUGCACCCUCGUUCUCUCCUGGACGAGGCGUUUUCAGUUUUUCAACCUCGGGGCCCAAGUUUCGACCCGACGCCCCAUCAUUCACACCUUUCCAGCCGUUGGUCACCAGCCCGGCAGGUGGACGUGGUCACGCUGCUCGUCAAGAUUCCAUCUUUGGCAACGUUACCAUUCCAGCGCGAGACAUUGUGCGCCCAGCGAAGAAGUCCAAGGCCAUACCCAUUGUCAGACCUUCCAGCAGAUCCUCUGCCCAAUCUCCCCGUUCUGAAGACGAUAAUCUCCGCGAAGGUCCCGACGGCCACCUGGUGGACGAAUCCAGAGUCAAGCGUGCCAAGAGUUCCGCACCUGAUGGUGAUAUGUUGCCUACGUUUGCUGAACGCCCCGAAGAAGAGGAAGAAGACGUCAAGCCUGAUCACGUGAGUGAAGUCAAGGAUGAUAAUAGUGAUGCGGAAGAAGGCUCUACGUAUGGGGAACAGACACAGCUCGGGGAUACCUCAUUGUCUUCGGUAAUCACUUCUGAUCAUGUUGACACCAAGGCUACGACGGCAGCUCCAUCUGAAACCUCAACUGCCGAAGAGACCGAAGAGACAGCCAGGAACCCUCUCCACUUGGAGUUUGAACCAGAAGUUGCCACGCGGGUCUCGCCAUCGAGUGGCCUGUCCGGACACAGGACCAGAGGAAGCGAAGAACGAAAGUCCCCGUCGGCCACUGCUGUGCCAUUCAUCCCUGGUAGCGCAUCGCCAGCUGCUUACCUUCCAAGCCCCGGCAGCAGUAAACUGGAGGAAGAUCCCGCUCAAGAAGUUGCACAAGAGGAAGCUGCCGCCGGGUCUACACUUCAGGCUCCCCGUGUUAAGCUCACGCCCAAGCCUAGGGGCCUUGCUGCAUCCCGAUUUGCGAGGCCCCAAUCGCCUGAUCUCGUCCAGCAGCUUCAUGUUAUCCAGUCCAUUGAGGACGAAGCUGUCACGCUCUCAAUGCCGGAACUUGCAGUUGUUCCUAAUGCCUCCCAGGACAAGCGCUUGAUCGACCUUGGCGACAAUCGCGAGCCCACAUUCGAAGAGAUUGACGAAGUGAUGCAGCAAAUGGAAACAGACCCCUCCAUGGGAGUCAACAAGUUGCCCCAGCCCCCGAACUGGCAGCCGCAGCCUAAUCAUUCACCGGAAUAUGCUCCUGCUGAGGUUCUUCAGCCACCUAUCGAUGGGUUCUCUAGAGACGAAACCGGUGUUACUCCCCGCCAGUUCGACGCCAUCUCCAAUACUACCCCAAUGUUGAGUACCGAGUUAGAAGAUCCAUUUGUGGACCCGCCCAUCAGCACCCGCUCACCUGAGCUCGCCAACGAGUCUGACGACCCCGAGAUUGCAAGCGAACCAGCUAGUGAUUGGGAGGCUGCGUUCACGGGAGAUGAGUAUGAAAAGCUGGAGAGCCGCGCUCAGUUCUUUGACGGCCGUGUCAAUGAGGUUGUUGGCUCUCUGUUGGCUUCUCGGCUAGAUCCCCUGGAGAAGACACUUGCUUCCAUUCAAGAGGCUCUUAGAAGCCGUCGCAAUACGUCGACGCGCCGUGAAACGCGUAGUACGUCAUCUGAAAUGAAGGAGAGCGACGCGGACGACGAAGACGACGAACCUGCUCCUCAGCGUUCCAUUAGCCCGCGCCGUGAUCGCAGGAUGGAACAUAUUAGACUCGCUGUUACAGAGGCCUUCGCAGCACACCAACGCAACCAGCCUAUCGCCCCAGUUAUGGAAAGAGAAGCACCCGUGUAUGAUGACUCUGCCAUCUUGAAAGCCCUGGAGGAAAUGAAGGAGCACCUCACAGCCAGUCUGAAGACUUCCUCUCUGCCAGAUGAAGAGAAGGAGGGUGAGGUACGAGGCCGAGACCUACUCACCCCCGGGCCCGAGGACCAUGCCCAGAACAAGAUCAACGAGCUUCAGGCCAUGAUGAUGGACCUCGCAGAACGACUCUCCAACGAGCAAAAGAAGACGGAGAAGGAAAUCGCCGAACGCCGUGCGGCCGAAGAUGCUGGUGCUGAGAUGAACAGGAAGCUCCAAGCCGCUGAAACUCGUGUCGAGGUGGAAAUCAUUAACCGCAGUGUUUUUGAUCAGCGGGUUGCUGAUCUGGAAGAGCGUCUGAGACUUCAAGAGGAUAAGACUGAAGAAGAAGUAAAGGCUCGACGUGCGGCCGAAGAUAGACUCGCCGAGGUGCAGCGACUUCUUCGAAUAUCUUCCGAAGAAGAAGGCCGGCUCCGCGAUGUUCUGGAUGACAAGGACCUAAGAAUCAAAAGUCUCGAACAGUCUGGGGGCAAGAACGCGAUGCGCAUGACCCUUUUGGAGGCCGCCCAGACCAAUUCGACCAAGUCUCAGACCGAAAUGACGAAUAAGUUCAACGCCCUAGAUGCUGAUUUGAAGGCUGUUCGCCAGGACAACCACCACUGGAGGUCAGAAGCCGAGAGGGCCGAUGAGACUGCACGACGAACUGCUGGAGAGCUUGCACAUGCUCUGAAUGAGAACAAGCACCUGCAGAAGUCGCUUAACACUCUGACUGCUCAGCUUGAGGAGAAUGAGAGGCUUCGUGAAUCCUGGCGAUCCAAGUUUCUGUCCCUACAGGACGACAUGGGCAAUGCUGCCCGCGAGGUGGCCGAGGAAAAUGCUCGCCACAUCAAGGGAGACCAGGCUAUGUGUGCCAGACAAGAAGUCCUCGAGGCCAGAUUGCAGGCUGAAGCAAAGACCCGUGAGCGUCUCGAGGUAGAAAUGGAACGUUUACAGAAGAAUGAGAGAGCUGGCAUGCGAGCCAUCAACGAAUGCAAGCGACUUGAGGGCUUGCUGAGCGAGCUACGGACCGACAACCACAAGCUCCAACAAGCUGCCUCACGCUACCAGCGCGAGUUUGAAGAAGCACGAGAGUCUGGCGCCAGCGAAGUCAAGCGGACCCGAAUGUCUCUGCAAACCGAAAUCGAUGCAGCCAACAACCAGGUCAAUGUCAUUCGUGAGGAAUUAGAGGAACAGAACUCCAAGCUUCGAACCGAGCUCGACAACGUCAAACUCGAAGCUGAUACUGCCAGGGCCCAGAAUGAGAUGCUGCUCGAGGAGGCUCAUUCUACAAAGGCCGUGGAGCUGGAGGCGGCCGAGCGCAAGUAUCAGAAUGAGAUUGAGGACAUGCAAGCCCGCUACGAACGCCGAGUCAACAACGCUACUGAAGAUGCUUCACGCACUGAGCAGCAACUCCUCGAAAGGCUCAGUCUCUCAUCAUCCAAGAUCGAGCACCUCCAGGACCGCAUCAUACAUCUUGAAGAAAAGUUGGAAAUCGCCAAGGAAGCUGCCGCCGCCGCCGUUCAGGCAGCAAAGACGGCUGGAGUCGAAUCUGGCGCUGCACCUGUCGUCUCCCAACCUCCACAGGCGUUGAAGUCUCUCGGACCUCCUGACAAGAUCUCGCCUCAGGCUCUUCGAGAGUCCAUCAUGGUUCUUCAGGAGCAGCUUCAGGCACGUGAACAGAGAGUAGAGGAGCUUGAGCAGUCCCUCUCCAAAGUUGAUCCUGACGCUGCUGCCAAAAUUUCAAAGCGCGAUGAUGAAAUCAGCUGGCUGCGCGAGCUACUCGCCGUAAGGCACGGCGAUCUUCAAGAUAUUAUUUCCGCCCUGUCCCGCGACCACUACGACCGCGAUACCCUGAAGGACGCAGCCAUCAGACUCCGGGCUAACCUACAGAUGGAGGAACAGGAGCGUGAGAGAGCUUUGAAUGGAGGCUCAGCUAUCAGCUUGCCCAACAUUGCUCAGAGUAUCCAAGCUGCCACGCCUCGUGUUGCUCAGACCAUUGGUCCGAUUGCCGCUGCCUGGGGCAACUGGCGCAAGUCAAGUCAGCCAAGCUUCCGCACCAUCUCUGGAGUUCUAAGCUCUCCUGUAAACGGGGGGCACUCGACACCUUCUAAGAGCAGGCGUGGCCCUUCUUCCCAGAGCAGUUUGCUCAGCGGACUUCUGACACCGCCCGCCUCGGGUCUGCGCCAAGCGCCAACGUCGGACAACAGGCCGCAACCCACAGCUUUCUCAAGCACAGGCCGUCGCUAUACCUCACGAGGAAGCAGCUCCAUGGCCCGUGACCGAAGAGGGUCCAACAGCUCUCGAAGGUCAGAGAAAGUGACGGCUUCCCCCAAUACACCGCCACGUCACAAGGAGCGUGCUGAACAACCCAGAACGCCGCCUAUGAUUCGCCAGAGCGGAUACGAUUCCGAUGCUCAACCUGGGGACUUUGACGAUCACGAUUUCUUCGAAGACGACUGA
Molecule: messenger RNA, 6864 nt
Organism: Metarhizium album ARSEF 1941
Lineage: Eukaryota; Fungi; Ascomycota; Sordariomycetes; Hypocreales; Clavicipitaceae
Exons: 3
Coding region: 1-6864 (2287 amino acids)
Cellular component (GO): cytoskeleton
Source: RefSeq, a predicted model, not a curated record